AUGGUCAAAAUCGGGUACUCUGCGAAUACAAAUGUGUUCUUCGACAUCAAUGGCAAAGAGGUAGAAACCAGAAUCGCGAAACUGAAGGCAGAGGGCUACCGACCAACUUCCCUAAGCAUUCAUGGCACGCCUGCCGAUGCAAAAUACGCUGGCAUCUGGACAAAGCAAGGUGGCAGUCCAUACGAGACUAUUGUAGGUGCCAAUAAAACCACUUAUGAUGCUUGGCUCGAACAAUGGAGAGCUAGUGGCUACGUUUCGACGCAAGUCUCUGCCACCGGACCCGCCUCCAAUGCUGUAUUUGCAGGUGUGAUGGAGCAAAUACCCUCGGUUGGCAACUGGACUCAACUAUGUGGCCUGGGCAGCCCUUAUGCGUACUUGAAUGCGACACAGGAUGUCGAGAUGGUGAUUAAGGGCGUGAGCUUGUACGGCACCUCAACCGAACGCCAAUACUGUAUCCUCGGACACGAGAAUAAAGACAACCACCAACAGACCGUGUGGUACCCGACGUCCCCUUCGCAGGAUUACAAAUCCGUAGUAGCUGAUGAGACUACAAAAAGAUUCUGGAGACCAGUCUUCAUUGAUAGCUCGGAAGACAAGCUCCUUUCAUCUAUCUUUGACGAUACAAGUGUUGGAAAAUGGACCGUCCGCACCGACCUCACCGCAUCGCAAUUGCAAUCAGAGAUUAUCGUGCAAAGGGCGAAUGGAAUGUAUCCUAUUCACAUAUCCGGUGCAGGAUCCGUAGGGAUACAAUACGUUGUGAUCUUUGCAGAGCGAAUAACCCCUCUGGAACGCAAUUGGCACGCUGUAGGCGAUAUUACUGGAUUCCCGGACAAUGCUGGAGUGGAGAGAGAUUUGGAUGGAAUCAUGCAAAAGUUCAUGAAGCGUAGCAGUGUCCGACAAGCCCAAGUCUCCGCCUCAAUCAACGGAACUGUCGUCGCUUCGCGCGCCUACACAUGGGCCGAGAGCGACCGGGCAAUUGUCGAACCAUCCGACAAAUUCCUUCUCGGGAGUGUUUCCAAAGCAUUCACCUACGCGGCAGUAGACCACCUCGUCUCCACCGGCAUAGUCAACCUUACAGACAAAAUCUACCCGCUCCUUGGCUACACGAAGCCUGCAGACCCUCGCUCGCUAAACAUUACCAUACAACAACUGCUCGACCAUACGGGUGGAUUCGACCGUGGAGUAUCACCCGACAUUGGCUUCAUCUUCACGACCGUCGCGCAAUCGCUUAACCAAUCUACUCCCGCUACACUACGCCAGCUCAUUGAGUAUGUCGCUGCCAGACCGCUCGACUUCGAACCCGGUACGAAAAGCGUGUACUCAAACUAUGGAACCCUGAUCCUCGGUUACCUAAUUGCCAACAAAACCGGCGAGACAUAUAUGUCCUACCUUGAGAAAAACGUCCUCAAAGGUCUCGACGUGGAAAUGUACACCACAGCCGCGGAAGACCACGUCAACGAUCGCAUUGUUCAGGAAACAAAGACUACCAGCAUUUCCGCUUUGACGCCGCUGUCAAACAAGAGAGCACCUGGUGUCCAUGGCGGAGACGGUGCAGUCAAGGAAGCGGCAGUCUCGUCGUUUGCGCUAAAGGCUUCGGCGAGUACGGUAUCGCAGUUCAUUGGCAACCAUGCGGCGUACGGACUUGGUCCCCGACAGAUAUUUGAGUACCGUGAUGGAACGGUCGCGGGUGCGCGCGCAUUGGGGUAUAGCAUGGCCAAACUGGAUUGGGCGAUAACCUUGAAUACGAGGGAGUAUCUGGAUGAACAGGCAUGGAAUACGUUGGUAUUUGACGAUUUGUAUUCGCUUUGGGGUAGCCUCGAUUCGGCGCUUCCCUCAUGAGAGGGUUGAGCGAUCUUGCUUUUGUAAUGUGAAUCACCAGUGCGCUUUUGUACUAUUGGUCUUUUUCAUUGUAAAUUCUUUUAGACUACUUAUACUAAUUCACAUCACAAAGAAUCCACAUUCUUUCUUGAU
Bipolaris maydis ATCC 48331 is the source of this 1971-nucleotide messenger RNA. Its product is annotated as beta-lactamase/transpeptidase-like protein. The record is from RefSeq and is a predicted model, not a curated record. NCBI's taxonomy places the organism in Eukaryota, Fungi, Ascomycota, Dothideomycetes, Pleosporales, Pleosporaceae.